AUGAGUACUCCUGAUAAGUGCCCUCUACCAGACCCUUAUUGGGCCUUCUAUUGGCCAGGUGGACAAGGGCUUACAAGGUUCAUGAUUGAUAAUGAUGCAGAAUUUCAAGGUUCUUCAAUUCUAGACUUUGGUGCUGGGUGCGGAACAGCUAGUAUAGCAGGCGCUAUGUGUGGAGCAAAAAGAAUUCUAUCAAAUGAUAUUGAUAAAUAUGCUCUAGUUGCAACGAAGCUAAACUUCAAAUUAAAUUGUGUUCCAGAUAAGCAGGUGGUUUAUUCGUCGAAAAAUUUUCUAGAAAACCCGGUAGAUGUCGACAAUUUUUUCAAAGUCAAUAAUAGAAAACGAUUCAUUCUUCUGGGAGAUAUGUUCUACGAUUCCCAGUUUGCCGAAAUUCUGUUCGCCUGGCUGAAAAGAGUUCAAUGCGAGCGAGAUGUUCGGAUUCUGGUUGGUGAUCCUGACAGACAUCCGCUGGCCGAGGAGCAAUAUCUGACAGCAUAUAAGACAAAGUUCCGAAAGAGGCAAUUAGCUGAAUAUUCGCUUCCCGGCUAUGUCAUCAACGAGCACUAUGGAUUUAAUACAACGAAGAAACAGGAGAACAGUCAGGGAAACGACGAAGAAUUCAAGUUAGAAAAAACACAGAUUGAUUUAGCAGCGCAGAGUCGAAUUGACAAAACCGCAAAAGCGAUAUCGAAGCCUGAGAAGACUCUAAUAAAUACUGAAAAUCGGGCGCAAUGGAUGAACAAAUUCUAUGCGAAAAAGCAAUCCGUAAAAGCAAUUUGUCGAGAGUUUGUGAGUCAGCGAUCGUUUCAGCAUAAAUUCACAACAGUCGCACAAAGUAAAAAUAACGAUAAAUGCAGAUAUUCAGAUAUUUCUGUGAUUGAUGCAACUCGGGUUAUUCUCAAAGAUCGCCCACCCAAGGAUGAUUUCAUUCAUGCAAAUUGGAUGAAAAUGCCCGACGGAUUUCGAUAUAUUUCGACACAAGGACCACUUGACAACACUGUUGAAGACUUCUGGCAUAUGGUCUACACGGAAAAAGCAACAGCGAUUGUGAUGAUUUGCGAUUUUGCUGAAAAUAAUUUAAGCAAGUGUGCUUUUUAUAUUCCAACCGAUAAACGAGAUAGUUGCAAAUUUGGAAAGUACACAAUCAAACGGAUUGGCAAAGUGACGAAUCCGUUGGACGACAUCAAAAUGCAGGUUUUUGAAAUCACUCAAAGCAAAGGAGAUUAUAAGCAUGUUGUCAAUCAUUAUCAAUACCUUCACUGGCCGGAUCAUAUUGCUCCGAAAGCUUCAACAACGGCUCUCAAGCUUAUACGCAGUUUCAAGCAGAACUCAUCGGUAGGCUCGCCGGUUGUUGUGCACUGCUCGGCGGGCAUCGGACGCACGGCGACAUUCGUCGGCAUCGAUUACGGCUCACAGCGACUAUCGCAGAAUCCCGAUUUGGCGUUGUUCGACAUUGUGCGCGAGAUGCGCGCGAUGCGCGACAAAGCGGUUCAAACCUACUUCCAAUACGUGUUCAUGAUCAUCUGCAUCACCGAUUUGUUCUCAUCGGAAGGCGUGCCGAGAAAUGAGCACAUGAACUCGUUCUACGACGAAUACGUCGAGCGUCUCGAGCGCAAUUGCAAGAAGCGCGCGCUCGGCCAUAAUAAAUCGCAGGACAAAUGA
Caenorhabditis bovis is the source of this 1659-nucleotide messenger RNA. The record is from the annotation of a GenBank genome assembly. Lineage: Eukaryota; Metazoa; Nematoda; Chromadorea; Rhabditida; Rhabditidae.